AUGGAGACCAGGUCCAUUGUCCCAGAGAGCAUAUUCUUGCGGGCAGUGUUUCAGGGCGGGCCUAAAAUGCACUUACGACGAGAAGCCUGGAAAACGUGGCCGACAUACGUUCCUGAGAGCGCUCUCCCAUACUCUGAAAACCUGCUUGAUUUGAACUCUCCAUCCUCUCAAGGGCCAGGACCGUCGCCCGCGGAAACGAGUGGAAAUCCUGCGGAGCUGGAGUUGGGCAGCCUUUCGACCCACGACAUUCUACCUAACGCAGAUUGCGAAAAAUUUGGAGUUCAUGGCCAGAGCCUUCCGUAUGGACUGCAAAUUUCUGACACUGAUACGGUUCUAGCAAACAGCGGCCAAUGCUUAUUGGCGGAUGAAAUGCUCCAAGGUGACGAACUCUCAAGGGGAGACGAAAUCUGGAAUGCGCUGGACGAGUUUUUUGACACAAUGUAUGUUGUGUUCCCUAUUCUGUCAUACGCCAGCCUCGCUUCACGUCUUAUCAUCGAACCAGCAUGGCGCGAUAUCCCUGAAUUCCGCACACUACUUCUGUCAAUUCAGACUGUGAACGCCGCAAGCCAAUUCCGCAUGGCUCCAGGCAACACGGCGCGUCUUUCAGAGCUCAUCUCCCAGGUGGAGAGGUCACGCUUGGAUUACAACUUUGCGGACCCAGCCUCGCUCGACAGCGUGAUUGUCUCUUUAUUUCUAUUCACCGCCUAUAAUGUCCUCGAAAAACACAACCGUGCCUUUCUGUAUCUCGAUGAAGCUCUCUCUCUCCUGGAGAUGGUGGAGCCUGUCGACGAAGAAGAGCAGCAGAGAAAGAUCCAGAUUGAGCAAGUUCUCUUUAACACAGAGGCAGCAACUCUGGCAAUCUAUGCGAACAAGGGCAGGCGACGACGGGCGCGGAGACCACGGGUAAUUGCGGACAUACCGCCAAUGGCGUCCGCAUUUGGUGCCAUUGAUGAACCCGGUAGAGUUGCCAUGCACUUAUUGAGGCGCCUCACUGAGAUACAUCUUGCCGACAAUGCAGAAGCAUUUGAGGAAAUCGACAUCGAGUCUGAAACUGACAUGGCAACGCUGUUUGGCGCGGUGUUCAAGCGCCAUCGGUACUCUCGCAUACAAGCAGCUGAUGUGGUCGUUACCCGACAAUGGCAGCUCUCAACAAAGCUUGUCGCCAAUCUCAGAAAAGGCCUCGGAAUGUCACCCAGACUACAGAAAUCAAUCGAACUCCUGGGUCUCGCAGCGAUGUCCUGGAUCUGCUUGUUGGGAGAGGGCGAACUACGAAUCGUGGGCCUGGGAAAGCUAUCCGGCCUUGCACAGAAUAUCUACAUGCUAGCAGGAAGAGGCCAGUAUCAGUACAUUCUAGGUGGUCUCGCGGGCGCUGUCAUCAAGGAGGAUCACGAGAAAAUCUUCGCUCCUCAACUUGCAGAGGUAGUCAUGCCUUUGAUCUCGACGGUACCUCCACCACUCAGUGCACGGCCGCACUACGAAUAUCAGAGCCUGACGCCUCAGACACGGACGGCGUUGCAAAUUGGGUCUGCGGACGGUGGCAUCUUGGAGUCUAGCAGCGAUCUCUGGACAUCCUCGACACAGGAUGGUGUGGAGGAGACAUAUGAUUGCAAUCCACCAGACCUCAUUGAUCGAUUCAUUGAUCUCUCUUGA
This is a messenger RNA of Fonsecaea erecta, 1650 nucleotides long. RefSeq lists its product as hypothetical. Lineage: Eukaryota; Fungi; Ascomycota; Eurotiomycetes; Chaetothyriales; Herpotrichiellaceae. Bases 1 to 1650 code for a protein of 549 amino acids. The transcript is spliced from 2 exons. The record is from RefSeq and is a predicted model, not a curated record.